Messenger RNA from Agelaius phoeniceus (red-winged blackbird), 901 nucleotides. NCBI's taxonomy places the organism in Eukaryota, Metazoa, Chordata, Aves, Passeriformes, Icteridae. The record is from RefSeq and is a predicted model, not a curated record.
AUAAAUAGCACUAUCACCCCCAACAUGACAUUUACAAAAACAUCCCAGACGUUUGGCCAAUGGGCAGACAGCAGAGCAAAUACAGUCUAUGGUUUGGGAUUUUCAUCUGAACAUCACCUUUCAAAAUUUGCAGAAAAAUUUCAGGAAUUCAAAGACGCUGCACGACUAGCAAAAGAAAAAUCCCAGGAAAAGAUGGAGCUAACAAGUACACCCUCUCAAGAAUCAGCUGGAGGGGAUAUUCAGUUUCCUUUAACGCCAGAAAGUAUUAAUGGGACAGAUGACGAGAGAGUGAUGGCGGAAGUGACGCAGAACUCAGAAUCAAGGGCUGAGCCAAUCCAGAGCGCAUUGCCAUUUACUCAUAGUUUGGCAAUCAGCAAACAUUGGGAGGCAGAACUGGCCACACUCAAGGGUAAUAAUGCUAAGCUCACUGCCGCCCUGUUGGAGUCCACUGCCAAUGUAAAACAAUGGAAGCAACAGCUUGCUGCAUAUCAGGAGGAAGUGGAACGUCUUCAUAAGCGAGUGACUGAGCUAGAGUGCAUGAGCAGUCAAGCCAAUGAAGUCCACACUCAUAAAACAGAAUUAAACCAGACAAUACAGGAGUUAGAUUCUACACUGAAGAAAAAAGAAGAGGAAAUAGAAAGAUUGAAACAAGAAGUCGACAGUGCCAGAGAGCUCCAGGCACAGAGGAAUUCUCUGAUCCAAAAGUUACAGGAAGUAGAAAUUCGAAACAAAGACCUGGAAGGCCAGCGGUCUGAUCUAGAGCAACGUCUGGAGAAAAGUCAGAAUGAGCAAGAAGCUUUUCGUAAUAGCUUGAAGACACUUUUAGAAAUUCUUGAUGGAAAAAUAUUUGAACUAACAGAAUUACGAGAUAAUUUGGCAAAGCUAACAGAAUGCAGCUAAA